ACAAUUGUAAGAUUGAUAAUAUUUUUAGCAGUAUUAAUCACUUGAGGUGUGCCCAAUGUAACGAUUACAAUAUAAAAGCCGUUACAUGCAGGAUUAUAGACAUUAACGAGCAAAGCUUAAACUUAACAACAUGAAGUACCUAGUGAUUUUCAUCGCCGCCUUCGUCUGCGUACAAGCGCAUCACUUACCAUACAUAACAGUAUCGGGUUCGUGGGAAUCCAGCGAAGAGGAGUACAGCAUUCACCUGCCCGCCACUGGUCAACGGCCACUCAGCUUACCGGGUGUUGGCAUAAUCAGUCGUCCUUUGCUGCAAGCGGUGAAAGUAAAAGUGCCACGCUUCGUCAGUCCUGAAAUCAAACAGCAAAUUAUCACACAAACACUAGCGGCUAGAGGUAUAAGCCUGCAAAGCUUAGCUGCACAAACUCCGACUGUGGGAGUUGCCAACGUAGCCCAAACUGCAAAUGAGUUGCCGCGUCAACAGCGUCAAGUGGCCACUAAGGGUGCAACAGCAAGCACCGGUGCAGCCAUAAUUGAUACUCUAGCAGUGUCUGCUAAUCCCAUCGAAACCGGUAAACAGACAACGAUACCAAUUACACCAGAAGUACCCAAGCUUCCUAUUGUGCCACUGAUUAGAGAGUUGCCAACGCUUCCAGUGGAGCCAGUGGUACCACAGCUGCAAAUACAACCCUUGGCGACAGCGGUUCCCGAUGUAGUGAGCGCAACCAACGCCCCCGCGGUGGUCGCUGUGCCUGUCUGAAAAUAAUUAAUAUUAUUUUUAUUAUUACUUAAUUAUUAUUUCAUACAAAAUUUAAACCCGUCAAGAAAUUGUUGUAAUUUUUUUAAAGUAUUAUGAAAAAUAAAGCAUAUUAACUUUUUUCAAA
This is a messenger RNA of Zeugodacus cucurbitae (melon fly), 881 nucleotides long. RefSeq lists its product as uncharacterized. The coding region runs from base 131 to 757 and encodes 208 amino acids. NCBI's taxonomy places the organism in Eukaryota, Metazoa, Arthropoda, Insecta, Diptera, Tephritidae. The record is from RefSeq and is a predicted model, not a curated record. The transcript has 2 exons.